AUGCCCAUCAUGGACUCCCCUGUUGAGACCGAGGAGGACCGGCAAUACUAUGCCAACUUGCGCGUCAUCCAACGUGCAGACCCAGGCGUCAUGGAGCUCCUCGAGAGUGCCCCAUACGGCACAAUAUACCACUAUAUGAUGGAUACGCCCGGAGAGGAUGGGGAGUGGGUCAAACAGAAGCUGGAAGGACCUAUCUUUGUUGUCCGGCGUAACUCAGAGCCAAAGUACGCGAUCUAUGUGCUCAAUCGUAUGGGCAUCAGAGAUGCCUUGAUCUCCCUCAUACCGGGCGAAAUGAAGGCGACGGUGGUAGCAGAUAAGAUGUUGCAGGUUGCGCGUCGAGGAGAUAGGGUGAGAAAAGCGAUAUGGUUCCCUUCUUCUGGGCUGGACGCUUUCAACGCCGUCAUACUGAGAAUAUGCGGUCCACCGUCUGCACGACCUGGCUCGACGAAUCCAAGCGCUCAGCCUGCGGUGGCACCUCCGGCUGCGGCUGGUCCGUCGACCCUGCCAAUCGCGUCAGGCUCAGGAUCAGGAUCAGGACCUGUUCCCCCCGCUGGCGGAGGAGACGGUAUCUCCCGUCUCUUCGCUGGAAUCAUGAUCACUCCCUCCGGAAACCCUACCUCCCCUUGCAUCCCCUCCGCGCUCGCUUCUGUAGCAGAGUCGAGCAAUACCCCUCCACCAGCGCCAACCCAGUUCGCACCAGACUUCCCGCGUCAUCUUCUCGAUCCGACGAAUGUCAGUCGAGCGUUGCCCACCGAUACCCUCGCAGCGGACAUAACGCUCGAGUCACUCCAAGCUUCGCAAGCACCAGCUGCGCCGCCAGGCCCCUCGGCUCCGCCUCUGGCCAAUCCUCCGCCGCUCAAUCCAUUCACCCCACCGCCCGGACAAACGGUGGAAGACCUCUUGAGCUCCAUACUGGGCGUAAAUGGCUUCACACCUUCCAAUGGCCUCAUGCCUCCUCCUCCCCGGCCGGCGCAGCAAGCCUCACAGUCCCCGCCCGUCCCCGCCAACCGACCUCCAAUCCCGCCGAACCGGCCUCAGCCUCACCAGGCUCCACAGUCCUCAUCGGACGCGCGGAAUGUCCCGGUCACGUUCCCGGCAACGUCAGAGGAAGCGCAUCGCGAGCGGCAGUAUCACGACGCCGCUCCCCCGUCCUUCCCUCAACGGCUGAACGAACUACCCGGCGGCUCGCCCAGCGUCGCGGCUAUAGCCCCUCGGGCCGCCGCCCCGGCUGCUCCCGGUCCCGCACUGAACGUCGCCGACCUCCUUGCUGGCAUCAUGCCCCAAAGUCAUCCUGUGUGGUCCCAUAAUGGACCGCCAGAGCCCCCGCGGCCCGUCGAUAGAUCGGUCGAGAGGCAACACAACCACAUGGUCAACAGGCACACUGUAGUUGAUUCGGUGGUAGAUGCCCUCUGGGAAUUGCCGGACUUGAGGCGGCAUGGCCGGGGAGGAUUUGGGCUCAUAGUGACGGAUAUGAUUCAUAAUGAACCGAUGUUCUUGAAUGACAUCUGGGAGGCGUAUCAGCGGCGUGUCGGCCGGUUUGCUGCCGGCUGA
Dioszegia hungarica is the source of this 1551-nucleotide messenger RNA. RefSeq lists its product as uncharacterized. Gene Ontology annotation, cellular component: P-body. Bases 1 to 1551 code for a protein of 516 amino acids. Gene Ontology annotation, molecular function: mRNA binding; enzyme activator activity. Gene Ontology annotation, biological process: deadenylation-dependent decapping of nuclear-transcribed mRNA; positive regulation of catalytic activity; deadenylation-independent decapping of nuclear-transcribed mRNA. The record is from RefSeq and is a predicted model, not a curated record. Lineage: Eukaryota; Fungi; Basidiomycota; Tremellomycetes; Tremellales; Bulleribasidiaceae. The transcript is spliced from 6 exons.